Messenger RNA from Pestalotiopsis fici W106-1, 2949 nucleotides. RefSeq lists its product as uncharacterized. The record is from RefSeq and is a predicted model, not a curated record. Gene Ontology annotation, biological process: lipid metabolic process. Lineage: Eukaryota; Fungi; Ascomycota; Sordariomycetes; Amphisphaeriales; Sporocadaceae. The transcript is spliced from 3 exons. The coding region runs from base 1 to 2949 and encodes 982 amino acids. Gene Ontology annotation, molecular function: protein binding; ADP binding.
AUGGAAGACAUUCGCCAAUCUGAGGGACUCGAUGAGACACCCAGACCAUGCGACAGGUUUGACUUGAUAGGGGGCACAAGCACCGGCGGGAUCAUCGCCAUCAUGCUUGGCAGGCUAGGCAUGACUGUCGACGAGUGUAUCCGUGCUUACGACCAAGUCGGGGAGGCAGCCUUUACUCCUAAAACUCGAUCGCGAUUGAGUAUCGCACCGCCCAGAGGCGCAUAUUCCGCUACCAACCUUGAAGAAGCCAUAAAAAAAGUGGUCUCAGCAUUAGCACCAACCAUAACAGGUCCGCUAACAGGCUAUAGUGUUGUCCUAGCUAUAACAAAAGACAAUGUGGAUGCCCCACCCACUCUUUUUACCACCUACGACACCAGCGCUGCCUUUGAGGGUUGCACAAUAUGGCAAAUUGCCCGAGCGACAUCGGCCGCGACCACCUUCUUCAAACCGAUACAACUUGGCCGCGACAAGAUUGACUUUAUCGACGCGGGGUUCGGACAUAACAAUCCAUGCGAAGUCUUGAUUGAGGAGGCUCAGCGCCAGUAUCCCCAUCGCAAGCAUUUGCAAGUCCUCAGUAUUGGUACCGGACUUGGAAACGUCGUUUCCAUCAAGGAUUCCAGAGUGUCGAUACUGAAGGCUCUGAAGAAAAUGGCGACAACGUCGAAAAAUGUGGCGACAAGACUCGAAGAUCGCUAUGGUGGAAGCGGCAGCUAUUAUCGAUUCAACGUCGAACGCGGUCUCGAAGAUAUCACCCUCUCAGAUUGGCAGAAAACAAGCAACAUCUCUGCACACACUGGCAAUUACCUGAGGGAGAAUCGACGAGCAGUCAGUGCUUUCGUCCGCAGAUUUCUUGCCGAGCCAACACAAGAGGAAGCCGGUGUGGCUGAGCUUGAACCACAAUCUAGUAGCCGUACCCACUACUAUCUCCCUCUCCAAGAGAAUGAAUACUUUGUAAGACGCGCCAAGUUACUUGACGCUGUCCACAAAAAGUUGUUCAAAGAAUGUCGCCGAGAAGUCGCAUUGGUAGGCCUGGGCGGUGCAGGCAAAACCCAGAUUGCACUUCAAUUCGCACACGAUGUCAUGCAAAGCAGAUGGGACAGAAGCAUUUUCUGGAUCUCAGCGCUGAGCAAUGAAAGUUUCGACCAGUCGUGCUCGGCCAUCAUAAAUAUGCUCCGCAUCCAAAACGGCAAGGAAGAUCCCAAAGACUUGUUACGCAGCUAUUUCGGAUCAAAUGAGACCGAGAAGUGUCUCGUCAUUGUGGAUAAUGCUGAUGAUGGCGAGAUACUAUACGGCAAGAACGAUUCUGGUGGUCUCUACGAGUAUUUAUCGGGGCUUCAGCACGUACAAAUACUCUUCACAACUCGGUCUGACGAACUAGCAAGAAAGAACGUCCAACGUGAGGUAAUUCAUGUCACCGAUAUGGAAGCAGGUGAAGCAACAACACUCUUGAAGAAGCUGGCCGUCCCCGGGAUACUUCUACAAGAUGAGAGGCAGGUCAUGAAACUGCUUGACAAACUCACCUAUCUUCCGCUGGCAAUAUCUCAAGCCGCCGCCUAUUUGAGACGCAACGACAUUUCGAUUGCUAGGUAUCUCGAGCUUCUCCAUGGCGGGGAGGGAAGCAUGGUCGAUCUCAUGAGCCGAGAAUUCAAUGAUAGCACGCUUCAUGAGAAGUCGCAAAGGGCCAUAGCAACCACGUGGCUCGUAUCAUUUGAUCAGAUACGGAAGACUGAUGUGUUUGCUGCCGAAAUACUCGCUUUCCUGUCGUGCAUCGAGCCAAAAGCGAUACCCGAAUCAUUGCUCGAGGGUUUUCGUAAUCACACAAAAUUGGAGACAAUCGAAGCCCUCGGCACGCUUUCUGCAUAUUCAUUCGUCAAGAGGCGAGCGGACGGGAAGUUCUUGGAUAUGCAUAGUCUUGUCCAUUUGGCCGUUCGUAUAUGGUUAAAAGAAAGUCAACAGACCAAGACAACAACUCAAGUUGCUUUUGAACAGAUCAACAAGGAGUUCCCAUCGGAUGAGUGGGAGAAUCGCAUGAUCUGGCGAAAGUACAUGCCACAUGCUCUAAAGAUCUUGCAAGACAAGUCGACAUAUGACACGAGAACGAGACACGAUCUCAACUAUUGGGUCGGGCGCUGCCUAGAUUCCGAGGGAAGGUACUCGGACGCUAUCACUAGGCUGGAAGAAGCUUUUCACUGGAGCAAACAACACCUUCGGGAAGACGACUCAGUUCGGCUGAAUACACAACACACGUUGGCAUCAGCAUGUCUUGCAGACGGGCAGAUAAAAAAAGCAAUUAGAUUACUGAAGAACGUGGUCCGCAUUGAAUCGAUAUUAGCAGAAGACGACUCUAAUCGAUUAGGAUCGCAACACGCGCUGGCAUCAGCAUAUCUUAAAAACGGGCAAAUAAAAGAUGCAAUUGGAUUACUAGAGCACGUGGUCCGCAUUCAGUCGACGUUAGCAGAAGACCACCCUAAUCGAUUAUCAACGCAACACCAGCUGGCAUCAGCAUAUCUUGACAACAGGCAGAUGGAAGAUGCAAUUGGAUUACUGGAGCACGUGGUCCGCGUAAGGUCGACGUGGGCAGAAGACCAUCCUUAUCGAUUAUCAACGCAACACCAGCUGGCAUUUGCAUAUCUUGACAACGGGCAGAUAAAAGAUGCAAUUAAUUUACUGGAGCACGUGGUCCGCAUUAAGUCGACGUUAGCAGAAGACCACCCUAGUCGAUUAGUAUCGCGAUACGAGCUUGGCUGGGCUUAUCUGAGAAAUGGAAAUGCGAGUAGAGCAGCCGAGCUGCUUGAACCUGUCGUUGCCAUUCGAAACAGGAUACUCGCAGACGACGACCCAAGGCGAUUAAGGUCAGUGGAGCUCCUCGCGCGGAUCCAUGAAGCAUUGCGAGACUCGGACGAUACUGGAAAGAAGAAGUCACGAGGUCACAGGUAUCGUCGAGUAUGA